AUGGCCAUGGGUCGAGGCGCAGCAGUUGCGUGCGGGCAGGCGUCCAGGAAGGAGACCGAAGGAAGACACAGCUGUGCAAGCAGUAUUUCGAGGGAGGAUGCAACCGGGGCGGCAACUGCGCUUUCGCACAUGGUGAAACUGAGCAACGCCAGCCACCUGGAUGGCAGGACGGAGAAGCCCAAGAUGAAGCUUUGUGAGAAGUUUCCGAACUUUUGCGAGUUCGGACGAUAUUGCCACAAUGCACAUGGGCAGGACGAGCUGCAGGUUCCUGCUCCGGGGCCGCGCCUAACUGCGCAGCCUGAAGCGGAGCAGGUUGACGAUCCGCAGCCCGAGGAAGGAGACCGAAGGAAGACACUGCUGUGCAAGCAGUAUUUCGAGGGAGGAUGCAACCGGGGCGGCAACUGCGCUUUCGCACAUGGUGAAGCUGAGCAACGCCAGCCACCUGUAUGGCAGGAGAAGCCCAAGAUGAAGCUUUGUGAGAAGUUUCCGAACUUUUGCGAGUUCGGACGAUAUUGCCACAAUGCACAUGGGCAGGACGAGCUGCAGGUUCCUGCACCGGGGCCGCGCCUAACUGCGCAGCCUGAAGCGGAGCAGGUUGACGAUCCGCAGCCCGAGGAAGGAGACCGAAGGAAGACACUGCUGCGCAAGCAGUAUUUCGAGGGAGGAUGCAACCGGGGCGGCAACUGCGCUUUCGCACAUGGUGAAGCUGAGCAACGCCAGCCACCUGGAUGGCAGGAGAAGCCCAAGAUGAAGCUUUGUGAGAAGUUUCCGAACUUUUGCGAGUUCGGACGAUAUUGCCACAAUGCACAUGGGCAG
Messenger RNA from Effrenium voratum, 816 nucleotides. NCBI's taxonomy places the organism in Eukaryota, Dinophyceae, Suessiales, Symbiodiniaceae. The record is from the annotation of a GenBank genome assembly.